AUGUGGGGAGAAACAGUCGAAUUCCUGCGGGCAAGAUCGUUCAAGGGAGCAAAGGACGACGCCGCGCUCGUCCUAACGCCUGACACCGUGGUAGUGGACGAGUUUUUUGAGGUGGAGAAGGUCAUAGGCGUGCGUGCAUCUCUGGAGGGGGAGGACCCCAUCGUCGAGUACCGCGUCAAGUGGAAGGACGGCAGGCCCGACACCUGGGAGCUCGCCCUCAACCUCUCCCCCGACCUGGUGCGCGAGUUCGACGACCGCUGGUGGAACGCGGCGCGCAAGGGCGAGGAGGCCACGAUGCGCGAGAUGCUCAAGCACAGCCGCGAGCUGCUGUCGCAGGUCGUCGACGACAACGGCCGCAGCGCGCUGCACUUUGCUGCGGCCGUCGGCAGCGUGCCGUGCGUCCAGCUGCUGCUGGCGGCGGGGGCGGAGCCGGACGUCCAGGACAGGGAGGGGUACACCGCACUCCACAUGGCGGCGGGCUACAGCCAGACCGGCGCGAUGAUGGUGCUGCUGGAGGCGGGCGCCGACCCCCAGCUGCGCGACAACAAGGGGCAGGACGUACCGCUGCUCAUAGACGGGCUGAGGCAGAAGAUGCCGCCGGUGGCGCAGCUGCUGCAGCGGCGCUUGGCGCUCGAGCAGGUGGCGGCCGUGGUGACGCGCCGGCUGUACGAUGAGGUGGAGGUGGCCGGCAUCCUGGAGGAGCGGGAGGGCGCGGAGGAGGGGGAGAAGGAGUACCUGGUGCAAUUUAAGGACGGCGCCCCUGACGCGUGGGUGCCCGAGCGCGACGUCGCCCCGGAUGUGAUCGAGGACUGGCAGGCGGGGAUGGAGCGCGUGCAGGUGGCGGCCGUGGAGGAUGUGCUGCAGUGGGGCACUGAGCGCCAGUUCCUGGUGCAGUGGGCGGACGGCUCCAAGGCCUCCUGGGAGCCGGAGGAGAACCUGCCGCCAGAGCUGGUGGAGGACCUGCGGCAGCGGCGGCCAGAGCUCUUCAAGGGCAUGAAGCGGGCAGCAGGCGCAGGCAGCGGCACGGGCCGGCGGCGGCGUCGCAACAACAGUGGCGGCGGCAAGGGGAAGGGGAAGCAGCAGCAGCAGCAGGCGGCGGCAGAGGCGGCAGAGGCGGGCCCGAGCGGAAGCGGGCAUGAAGCGGCGGCAGCAGCGGCGCCCAACGGGCAUUUGCACAGCCCUCUGGCGGAGCAGCAGCAGCAGCAGCACCAGCAGCAGCAUCAAUCAGCAGACCAGCAGCAACAGCAGGAAGGACAGCAGCAGCCGGGCAGCAGUGACGCGUCAGCACGCGAGCCACUAGCCGUUCGGUGA
Molecule: messenger RNA, 1311 nt
Organism: Monoraphidium neglectum
Lineage: Eukaryota; Viridiplantae; Chlorophyta; Chlorophyceae; Sphaeropleales; Selenastraceae
Product: Signal recognition particle protein, chloroplastic
Exons: 9
Coding region: 1-1311 (436 amino acids)
Molecular function (GO): protein binding
Source: RefSeq, a predicted model, not a curated record